AAAAGCAUUGGAUGAUAAAUAGGUCUAUUUGUUUUAAAAAUGCAAAACAUGGAAAUAAAUGUAUCCAAAUUAAAAUAAUUUUUACACAUAAAUAAUUAUUUUUGUACAAUAAUAUUAUAUAAUAAAGAAAUAUUAUACGGGAAUAAAAGUGACAACAAUAUACAUAAUAUGUGUAAUAUAAGUGUAAUAUAGAAAAUAAUGGGAGGGAGAGAGGAUUCUGUAUGCUCUAAUUUAUCAUGGCAUCUAGCGUACUUAACCUGCAAGUGACAGUCAUCGGACACCUGUCCAACGGUUCGGUUGUAUACGUUUCUUCUUUCAUAUUUCAAAUUAACAAAAUUGUAGUUUCAUGUAUGCUUGAAAUUUAAUUAGCAAUGCAUCGGUCCGUACUUGUCGCAUUCGACUUUGAUCAUACGAUCGCCAAUGAUAAUACUGAUGUCGUGGCUCGAAAGCUGUUACCCAAGGAAAAAUUACCAGACAGCGUUAAGGAUUUAUAUCGUUCUAGCGGUUGGAUCCCAUACAUGGGGAAGAUAUUUGAAUUGCUACAUAGCAAUUCUAUUGAUGUAAAACAAAUUAAAAAUGCUGUCGUUAAUAUACCUCCAGUGCCGGGUAUUGAUAAACUUUUAAGAGAACUACAUUCUCGUGGUUGUGAAAUUAUUAUUAUUAGCGAUUCAAAUACAUUAUUUAUUAGCGAGUGGUUGCAAAGUAAAAAUUUAAAUCAUGUUAUCACUGAAACAUUUACAAAUCCCGCGAAAAUCGGUGACGACGGUAUGAUAAGGGUAGAUAUGUAUCAUAUUCAAAAUUCUUGUAAAUUAAGCACCGUCAAUUUAUGCAAAGGAGAAAUUUUAGAAAGUUAUAUUAAAAAAAGGAACGACGAAGGAAUACAUUUUGAUAGAGUGGUGUAUGUUGGUGAUGGAAAAAAUGAUUUAUGUCCGAUUUUACGACUUUCUGAACGCGAUUUAGCAUUUCCACGGAAAGAUUAUAUGCUAGUAAAGAUAUUAAAUGAUAGUAAAAAUUAUGAAGUGCCGAAAAUACAAGCUGCUGUUUUCCCAUGGAAUGAUGGUAUUCAAAUCUUGAACAAAUUAGAAGAAGAAAUUGGUCUUUCUCAAUCUUCUAUGUAAUUUUAAUAAAUAAUAAAUUACCUACUACAGAGAAAUAAGUAUGCGAGAAUUAAUGAUUACAGUGCUAUAGUCACUAACGAUAAGUGUAAGUAUAGUAUGUAUGUACUCGUAUGUAUUGCAUGUAAUUCAUUCAUUCAAGCCAUUUUUGAUUAAUAGAUAAUGUUAAAUAUAAUAACGAAUAGGAACAAAUGUUUGCAAGAACAAUAAACUGAUAUUGAAUUAUAUUUAAAUGAAA
Osmia bicornis bicornis is the source of this 1353-nucleotide messenger RNA. RefSeq names its product probable phosphatase phospho2. The coding region runs from base 372 to 1118 and encodes 248 amino acids. The transcript has 3 exons. Lineage: Eukaryota; Metazoa; Arthropoda; Insecta; Hymenoptera; Megachilidae. The record is from RefSeq and is a predicted model, not a curated record. Gene Ontology annotation, molecular function: phosphatase activity.